Molecule: messenger RNA, 3464 nt
Organism: Octopus sinensis (East Asian common octopus)
Lineage: Eukaryota; Metazoa; Mollusca; Cephalopoda; Octopoda; Octopodidae
Exons: 25
Coding region: 226-3246 (1006 amino acids)
Source: RefSeq, a predicted model, not a curated record
AAAAAACUACUACCAAUCAGAAGUGUCCUGCCGACUACCAACCGGAAUCUUGCGCAUGUCAGAAGUAUGACUGUUAUGGAGCGAAACUCCAAAAUGGUGUUUGCUACACAAACAAGGGAAGGGCAAGUCUAACCUGCAGAUAUGGAAAGUUUCCCACGAUUUCUGUUACAGAAGUGCAUUCAAAACCAAAUGAAAACUUCGUAAGAUGGUCCAACGGGUUCUACGAUGUUGUCAUGCACCUACUGGUCUUCGAGAAGUAGACCAAAGAGAGGAAAUGGUAAAGUGUCAUUUUAUGGAAACGCUUGCCGCACUUACUGUGCGCAGUGUACGGCUCAUGCUACAUGUUUACACUUUUUUUGUGACUGCAAGAACGGAGGAACCUGUGACAUCCAAUCGGAUACCUGUAUUUGUCGUCCGGGUUAUACAGGUACAUUCUGUGAAGAAUACGACUACUGUGGCUACUGGGAGAGUGCACAUAAGAAAGCUGCAUGCAGCAAUGCCGGUAUUUGCCGCUCGGUUCAACUAGUACAGGUUAAGGCUACAGGAGGUGACAACGCCAGAGAUGUGUGCCAACUUCCGUUCACCUUUAAAGGUCAAACGUAUUCUAGAUGUGUCGCUAAUAACAAGAUCGGACCGCCAUAUUCUUGUGGUGGCUCUUUUGAUGGUAACGAUACCUACAUAGAUUUAGGCCAGUGGAGUCCAGGACCGAAAUAUACCAUAGCGGCUUGGGUGAAACCAACUUUGAUGGACCAUACAAACCGGCUAAUAGCUGGUGGAAUAUAUAACUGCUACCAUUUCGGAAUUGCCUACCAACACGGAAGAUUCCAAGCGUUUUACAGUCCGCCAGACGACUCGAACAUUUGCACCUUACCAAUGGCCUCUUCUGACACUCAGUACGCCGUACAUCAAUGGCAUUCGGUUGCAGUGGUCAACACUGGGACUGAAAUUAGUUUAAUUGCUAAUGGGAAAAAGGUUAAUUCUAAGAAGACACAGCCACACUUCUUGGCCAAUGCAAACGGAUUUUGGAUCGGAGGUGGUCCUUGCUGUCCUGGAACUAGCUUCAGUGGUAUGAUCAAGAACGUAAAAGUUUGGAACCAAGCUCUGUCAGAAAGCGAUAUUGCUGCUAAUUUUCUCAACAAUGACGUCAACGACUCACCGGAGCAAGUGGUAAAAAAAGGUUUGGUCGCUCACUACGAAUUAGGGGAUAUUCCGAAAACAACCUGCAGUGGAAUCGACCACAAUAAUAAUGAUUGGAUACCAGAACACCAGUCCCAAAUAUCAGGACGUCACUGCAACAUCAAAAGAUUUCUUAUUAAACCAUAUAUUAAAGUUUAUGUCCAUCACUGGAACGGAACUGCACAUGGACACUUAGAAGUUGAAGCACAGAAUAUAUACAUUUAUGGUGAACUGAACGCUAAUGGUGCUGGAUACUUCGGCGGCCGGACUUCGAAUAAGAAUGGAGAUAAUGGGAGACAAGGAGAUUCUUACAGCAACCAGCCUGGUGGAAUGUCAACAGACUCGAACGCCGGAGGAGGUGGAGGCGGUCUUGGUCAGGUCAACAACACAGCUGCCGGCCGACCCGGUGGUGGGGGUAGUCACGGGACAGCUGGACGGGACGGUUCAGCAAAGUUGACCAAGUCGGAAGGUUCUGGUAAAGCUGGCGAGACCAAUAAAUACAGUGGAAAGUUCAGUCUUCUGUAUAUGGGAUCAGGUGGCGGAAGUGGUGGAAAUCCACUCAGCAUGGAUCAUUCUCCUAGAGGUGGCGAUGGUGGCAGUGGUGGAGGUGCCAUAUCUCUGACAUCCGAAGACGAAGUUAUUGUAAAAGGAAAGCUUACAGCCCGAGGUGGCGACGGAAUUGGAGAUCCUGUCCGCGGAUCUUGCUUCAUGUGUCCAUCAACUUGUAAAUCGACGUCGGUAUCUUGUGAUGCUUAUAAUCCUAAUGGCUGUUAUGAUAAAUCGGGCCCAGGAGGAGGCGGAAGUGGCGGAAGUAUACAUAUUUCCGGUACAUAUGUGGAUAUCGGUACAGACAAGUUAAAUACGGAUGGUGGACUCGGUGGUCAAGGAGCUCUGAUGUGCGGUGGAAAAGGCGGUGUUGGCCGAAUACUUAUUGAAAGUUCUCACUUAUAUGGUUCUGUGAACAAAUACUACGGGAUAGUCGACACUUUACAGAAGAAGGAUACAUUCAAAGAUUUCAGUAGCAUUGGCCGGACAGUGACAGGUGGUCAGAAGAAGACCAAUGAAAAUGCCGUUUAUCUCGGUUGUUUCAAAGACUCAGAGGAGAGCCUUUUGCAACUGAAACAAGACAUGCCGGAAUCAGAUGUCAGCCCUGAAAACUGCCAUGCUCUCUGCAGCAAAAAGAAUUUAAAAUUCUCUGGUACAAAAGGUGGUAAGGAAUGUUUCUGCGAUAACAACCUGGAUCCUUCGAACCGCGUAGAUGAAAGCGAAUGUACAUCAAAGUGCUCCGGAAGUGCUAUGCAAAGCUGCGGAGGACCUGAUACUCUCUUGGUGUUCGGUCUGAGACGGCAGUUAUAUGGUAUCGGUCACUCUGGCAUCGCAAGCGAAUGUAAAGGAUGGUGUGUGACAGCCGGGAGCGAAACGAAGGACCCCAAGUGGGGAGAAUGCACAGAUGAGGAAAAAACCCUGUCGGUGAGCCUGACGUGUCAAUGUCCAGCUGGGAAGUAUGGCAUUGGAUGUGACAAGGAUUGUCUUUCAUCUACAUGGGGCAUUGACUGCCUGAACAACUGUACUUGUAGAAACAAUGUGACAUGUAAUGCCCUUAGUGGAGAAUGUAAGUGUCCAAAGGGAUGGAAAGGAUUUUCCUGUGAUAUCAGAAGUGAUGACUACUGUGUAAAAUCAAAGCAUUAUGGCCCUUCAUGCAAACCAUGUGACUGUUCAGGCAACGACUGUGAUCCUGUCACAGGAGUUUGCAAUUGUGCUUCUGGACAGGGUAGUAAAUGUGAAAAAGCAAGUAAGAAAUACGUUUACAUUUUAAUAGGAUUGAGUGGUGGCGCUAUCGCUGGUAUAGUCAUUGGAGUUCUUAUACUAAUAUCUCUGGUACCCGCUGGUGUGGUUCUUCUGAAUAAAAGCCAAUUUAAUUUCCGCAUUGGACCAAUCAAAUAUGAGACUCAAGAGAAUGAGGUGAAUAUUCCAACAGGCUUUGGCGAUGAUUUCCUUGAGAAUGUUGUGAACGAGGUGAACGCGGCGGCUUCUACCCAGUCCAGUGAAGAAAAGAGCGGCGAACUGUGAUAGGGCAGAGUUUAUAAACACCACACAUCUUCCACCGCUCCAUUCCGAAAAUCUAGAAAGUGCUGGAAAUCUGAGGGGUAAAGAGCUGGAAAUAUUGCGGGGUGGAAACUAAAAAAAAAAUAAAGAAAUAUCUAGCAAAAACUGGAAAUCUGGAGAGAGCGAGAAUGAAAGAAAAAAAAAUUAAAAAUCUGGUAAAAAAAAGUAUUGGCAAAGAACAU